AUAACUAAACAACACUGGUAAUGCCAACCAUUUACAAGCUAGCCAGUACUUACACUAUUCCUAGUAUAAUGUUAAAUAUGUUUUUGAACAUACAAUUUAGCUUCACGUAGGCUAGCUAGUAAGGACGACAGAUGGUGGCUGUUGCUUAGUUACGCUUAGAUGCCGACUGACGACAACUGUCCACGAGCUCAAGUGCAUUUCGGGAACAGAAUAAAAAAGUGGACACGACGGAGGGAAUUCGCGCCAGUGGUGACUGCUAGCAAGAAUCUUGAGCAAAUGGACCAAUCUUUAGAGGAUCCUGGGCCUCUUGGGUCUUUUGACACUGGACAACUGACCAAAACUGUACUUGUUAGUAUCUAUAAAGACAAUACAGAAACAUGCAAAAAGAUCUUCCACAUCAGUGAUGCCCCACAACUUUUGACAUUCUGUUACUCAGAAUUCUCCCAUCCUGUUCAGUUAGAACGGUUUCUUAAAUAUAACAAAGACUUCAAUGACUACAUUGACUGUGACAUCACCACAGCUGUGCAAGACUAUGACAAAUUUCAAGUUUAUGUGGCCACUGAAAUCCACCUACAGAUCAUCAAUGUUCAGCCUACCCAGACUAAAAGUACUCAGGCCGAAGACUCACUGCCGUUACAGUCAUUCCUGAGCAGGAAGGCACCUGAUACAAUAGCUGAAUAUGAGCACACAGGGAUGUUAUCUACAGAAGGAAGGAAAAAGAUCAUCACUGUUAGUGUCGGUGAUCUCGUGGCAAAACAUGGAUUCUACCCUUCUACUGCAGACAAGCUGAACUUGGCUAAAUCCUUGAUUGCAAUAUUUCCCUCUCUGAAUCUCAGCGUUUGUGGAGAGAACGAAGGAUAUGAGCAUCUAUAUGACCCUGUGUCCCAUAAAGGAUUUAUAGAAAUCAAGCUUCGGAAUAUGAGGCGGCAUCUUGAAGAGGGACAGCGACGCUAUCAACGAAAACGAAAAGUUCCCUGCAGUGUUUCAGCUGGAGCAUCAGUAACACAGUCACCAGCUGAUGAAGACCCAAUUGAAUGGUUGACCAUCAUCAAGAGAAUGAAGCCAUCAUCUGAGAACAUCUCCACCAUCAAAACUGCAAUGGAAAAGACCUUCAACCAUCGCAGGAAUUGGAUCAGCACGCAGAUGCCAACAGUUGAUGGAUAA
Micropterus dolomieu (smallmouth bass) is the source of this 1164-nucleotide messenger RNA. RefSeq lists its product as uncharacterized. The record is from RefSeq and is a predicted model, not a curated record. NCBI's taxonomy places the organism in Eukaryota, Metazoa, Chordata, Actinopteri, Centrarchiformes, Centrarchidae. The transcript is spliced from 6 exons. Bases 160 to 1164 code for a protein of 334 amino acids.